This is a messenger RNA of Rotaria socialis, 2763 nucleotides long. Lineage: Eukaryota; Metazoa; Rotifera; Eurotatoria; Philodinida; Philodinidae. The record is from the annotation of a GenBank genome assembly.
AUGACUUCUGCGGUAGAUACCGCCGCAACUAUAGAUGAUGAAUCGACGUCUAAUACUUUAAAACGACGUCGUUCAUCAAAUACGAUUCAAAAUGAUGUAGACAUUGAACAAACGUCGUGUAAACGCGUUCGUAGUUCAUCUCCAACUAAUAAUUCUACGUUUGAUAAUAAUUAUGUUCAAUCGAUGUUUUCUUCUCUUAAUGAUAUUGUUCAAGCUCAUCGUAAUUUAGUUCGUGAAUAUGUUGAUUUACAAAUGUGUGAUCGUCCAGAUUUAUCCUUAGAUGAACAACGUUUUAUUCAAGCUGAAGAAGAUCUUAUUGAGAAAGUUGAAAAAAAUUUACAUGAUAGUAAUAAUACAUCGUCAACACCACCAACACCAUUGUCAUCGUCGCGGAAUGGUAAACGUCAAAGAUAUCAAUCAAUAAGUUCUUUGAAUCAAUCAUUUGAUCGUGUCAAACAUGAAACACAUAUAUUAAAACGUAUUGAAGAAUUAAAAUCCGAUGGUAAAUGGACAAAUCAACGGUUAGCUAAAUGUUUAGAUCCAAAUAAACGUAAAACACAUUGGGAUUAUUUACUUGAUGAAAUGCGUUGGCUAGCAGAAGAUUUUGCACUUGAAAAACGUUGGAAACAAGCUAUGGCAAAAAAGAUUUCUCAAGCUGUUCUCAAAUACUUUCAAGAUAAAAAUCAAUUAGAAAAUCAACAACAACGUAAUGAAUUGAAAGGAUGGCGGAAACAAUCGCAAUUUAUUUGUAAAGAGGUUAUGAAUUUCUGGAAAAAUAUUAAUAAACUAGCAGAAUAUAAACAAAGUGCACGUAUGCAAGGGCUGCAUAAGCAUGAAUUAGAUUCAAAUUUGAUGGUUGAUGGUGACGAGGAAUAUGAUGAAGAAGAUACAAUUGAACAAGAGGAACAAAAUGAACAGGAUGAAUAUUCUUUAAAUGAAAUUCAAGAACUUCAAAUAGAUCAACAAGAAUCCAUUGAUGUUUUAUUAAAACGACAUUAUGGAAUCGAUCAAUGGAGUCCAUUAAAUAAAAUAGAAAAUAGUUUACCACAACAACAAGAAGAAAAUAGUUUAAGUGAUAGUAAUAUUAGUGAAAACUUUGAUGAAGAAUCAAUGUCAAAUGAACCUGAUGAAAAUUAUUCAAUUGAAACUGAUCAACAAAUAAAUGAUUUAAAAAUAAAAGUUCAAUCGUUUCAGCCGACUGGAUGUACACGUGAUACUACAUCUAUGAAAACAUUAGUGCCUUUCCUACUGAAACAUCCAUUAAGAGAAUAUCAACAUGUUGGUCUAGAUUGGCUUGUCAAAUUCUAUGAAAAUAAAUUUAAUUGUAUAUUAGCAGAUGAAACCGGUUUAGGUAAAACAAUACAAACAAUUGCUCUACUUGCUCAUCUAGCCUGUGAAAAAGGUGUUUGGGGCCCACAUUUAAUUGUUGUUCCAACAAGUUUGAUGCUUAAUUGGGAACUCGAACUAAAAAAAUGGUGUCCAGGAUUGAAAAUUUUAAACUACUAUGGUUCAGUAAAAGAACGUCAAUUAAAACGGCGAGCUUGGACUAAGUCAAAUGCAUUUCAUGUUUGUAUAACAUCUUACAAACUUAUACUGCAAGAUGCAAUUUCAUUCAGUCGUAAGAAAUGGAAAUAUUUAGUCUUAGAUGAAGUUCAAAAUGUAAAAAUUUUUCAAUCCAAAUGUUGGCAAACGUUAUUAAAUCUUUCUUCUCAACGUCGUUUAAUAUUAACAAAUAAACCAUUAGGAAAUUCCUUAAUAGAAUUUAAAUCAUUAGUACAGUUUUUAAUGCCAAAUUUAAUUUCAUCACAUCAAGAAUUUCGUCAAUUGUUUUCAAAUCCUUCAACAGAAACAAACGAUUCAUUAAUAAAACGUUUAGAUACAAUCAUACGUCCAUUUGUAUUACGGCGUUUGAAAACUAAUGUAGAAAAACAAAUGCCAAAAGAACAUGAACAUAUUGUUAUGUGUAAUUUAUCGAAAAGACAACAGCAAUUAUACAAUGAUUUUAUUCAAUGUAAAUCAACACGUGAUAUUAUUCAACAAGGAAAUCUUAUGUCUGUAAUUAAUAUACUUAUACAAUUAAGAAAAAUUUGUAAUCAUCCAGAUCUAUUUGAAUCAAGACCAGUCAUAUCCCCAUUUGUGUUUCAAAAAUAUCUAAUUCAAUAUGAAAUACCAAAAUUUAUUGCUGAUAUUGAUUUUAAAAACCCAUACGUAGUUCAUAAUGUCGAACCUAAUGAUACAUUUCUUUGUUAUCGAGUUCAAUUAAAUUUACAAUUAACAAAAGAGAUGUUUAUGAAUACUAUUACUCAUAGUGCUUAUCAACAACGAAUUCAAUUAACCACAAGUAUUAUUGACAGAUAUAGAAAUAGUACUAUAUGGAAUCAAACAACAAAUCUUCAAAAUCAUUCGAAAAUACAACAAAAUCUAUUAGAUGAUUUAAGCGAUGAUGAAUUUCAAUCUGAAACUAUUUAUGAAAAAAAUCAAGACGAUCGUCUAUCUCACUACGAAUUACUGUUUCAAAUUAAUUCAGAACGUUGUCAAUAUCUUCCAUUUUAUGGUCGUGACCUUCUUUCACAAAUUCAAUUAGUUAUGAAUCCAUGUCAAAAUUUUAAUCGAGUAACAUUUAGUGGAUAUACAUUAUGUCAACGAGCAGAUGAAUCAUUGACUACGACACGAAAUUAUAUGUCAAACACGGACACUCUUCGAACUUUAAUUAAAACAAAUCAAGAUAUAUUCGAUGACUGUCGAGAUAUCCUCAAACGGUAA